Oryctolagus cuniculus (rabbit) is the source of this 2454-nucleotide messenger RNA. The record is from RefSeq and is a predicted model, not a curated record. NCBI's taxonomy places the organism in Eukaryota, Metazoa, Chordata, Mammalia, Lagomorpha, Leporidae.
CUGACUGAAACUAGAAUUUACUAUAGGUUAGCUUUGGGCACCUAGCUACUGUGUAAAGUAUCUUGUGCAGAGGAAGGGAGAGAGGAGAUAUGCUUUUUUUUUUUUUAAGACUUGCACAUAGUAGGCAUUCAGUAACUAUCUAUUGAGUAAAUGAAUGGACAUAUAUUAGUGGAGUGAAAUUAUCCAGUUUAUAAGCAAACAUCUGGAAAGCAACUCAUUCAAAUAUAGAGGAUUUCCUGCAAUCAAGAAAUUGUGGUUUGAGAUGAAGGAAAAUGAAUUAUUUUAGGGAUAUACACACAUACUUGUGUAUAUGGUUAUAUCCACACAAAUAUACAUAUACUUCCCGAUGUUAACAGCCUUUACUGUUUUUACUAGCUCACCCGACAGAGACAUAAUGGCAGUAAAAUAAAUAGUCACAGUGCUUUCCUAUUUACCUGGCAUGUCUGCUGGUGACAGUUUCUAAGCAUUUGCAAUUUCGUCAAGGUCUCUUAGAACUGUUCUCAAUAAAGAGAUGCUGCAUUGGACCGCUGACCUGCAAAAAUCUAAUUAACUUGAAUUUAUAAAAAUAAAAAAGAAAGUCUUUCCUUUAUGAAAGAACCCUAGAACCUUAACAGUGCAAGGGACUUCUGAGAUCCCUUUUAACUUGCAAUCCCCAUAUACAGGUUGCCAUAGAAGGAUGGGAUUCUUCUGACACAGGGGUGAAUCUGGGAUUCUUCUUGUUCUAAGAAAUCUCUCAGGCACUACCAGGAGUUUGCUCUGUGGCAUUUGAGAAUGGAGAAGCUACUCCCUCGAGAUGCUCUUCAUCGUUAUUCAUAUCUGAAUGCAGAUGAGUUUAGAACGUGUGGGUGUGGGAUUUGAGGAGUCUGAAGUGCUUAGGUAACAGUUGGCAUGCCAGUUGUGCAAUGAAGAGCAUGUAUUGACAAUAUUAAGUUGUGGGCUGAAUCUCCUUUUGGGUGUUAAAAAAAAAAAAAGAACAAAAGUUCUAAAAGAGACAGCGUUGUUUUCAUGCCAGGGGUGUUUCUGGAUGUUGGGACCACAGUGCUGAGAAACAUGGGCCUCCACUAUGCACAGAGCUCUUCUGCCCUGCCUGGACUUACUGUGUCAGCCCCACAUAGCUUUCUUUUUCACGGAGAUUGCUGUGCUGUUUCUAAAUAGAUAUGCACAUCAUACUCGACUGACUGAGGGAAGCUUCACUAUUAACAGGUGUUCAAGCAAGGACAGGAAUAAUGAAGAGUCGGAUGUAUUAGCUGCAGCCUUUUGAACCACAGAAGAAGGAAGUCAACAGUGUGGACAGGGUUGGAAGCAUUGCCACACUUGUUGGAAUAAAUGAGGAAUGGGCUUGUGAUUAUGCUGACAUUCCAGCAUGAAUCUGGUAGACCUGUGGUUAACUCGCUCCCUCUCCAUGUGUCUCCUCCUACAAAGUUUUGUUCUUAUGAUACUGUGCUUUCAUUCUGCCAGUAUGUGUCCCAAGGGCUGUCUUUGUUCUUCCUCUGGGGGUUUAAAUGUCACCUGUAGCAAUGCAAAUCUCAAGGAAAUACCCAGAGAUCUUCCUCCUGAGACGGUCUUAUUGUAUCUGGACUCCAAUCAGAUCACAUCUAUACCCAAUGAGAUUUUCAAGGACCUUCAUCAACUGAGAGUUCUCAACCUGUCCAAAAAUGGCAUUGAAUUUAUUGAUGAGCAUGCCUUCAAAGGAGUUGCUGAAACUUUGCAGAGUCUGGACUUGUCCGACAAUAGGAUUCAAAGCGUGCACAAAAAUGCCUUCAACAACCUGAAGGCCAGGGCCAGAAUUGCCAACAAUCCCUGGCACUGUGACUGUACGCUACAGCAAGUUCUGAGGAGCAUGGCCUCCAAUCACGAGACAGCCCACAAUGUGAUCUGUAAGACCUCUGUGUUGGAUGAGCAUGCUGGAAGACCAUUCCUCAAUGCUGCCAAUGAUGCUGACCUUUGUAACCUCCCUAAAAAAACUACUGAUUAUGCCAUGCUGGUCACCAUGUUUGGCUGGUUCACCAUGGUUAUUUCAUAUGUGGUAUAUUAUGUCAGGCAAAACCAGGAGGAUGCACGGAGACACCUUGAAUACUUGAAAUCCCUGCCAAGCAGGCAAAAGAAAGCAGACGAACCUGAUGACAUUAGCACUGUGGUAUAGUGUCCAAACUGACUGGCACUGAGAAGAAAGUAGUUUGCAAUUUCAGUAGAAUAAGUGGUUUACUUCUUCCAUCUGUUGUAAACAUUAAAAACUUUGUAUUUUGGUUUCUUUUGAAUUAUGCCAAUGUUGGACUUUUAACAAACACUACAACAUAAAAGUUCUUUUAGUUUAGAUGGUCCACCCCUUUAAUUGUACCCCUGGUGGUAUAUUCUUAAGUAAGCUGCUGUCUGAACAUUAGUUAGAUUCAUCUCACUAUUUAAUAAUGAAAUUUAUUUUUUUAAUUUAAAACCAAAUAAAAGCUUAACUUUGAA